Closterium sp. Naga37s-1 is the source of this 990-nucleotide messenger RNA. The record is from the annotation of a GenBank genome assembly. Lineage: Eukaryota; Viridiplantae; Streptophyta; Zygnematophyceae; Desmidiales; Closteriaceae.
AUGGACGGCAAGCUGAGCUUUUGGGGCGUGGAGGUGAAGCCCAAGGAGACCCUCACAGUGGAUCCCAACGACGAUGCUGACUACCUCCACAUUUCCCAGGCGGCGCUGGGAGUGCAAGCGAAGGACAACGAGAGAGUGGUGGUGCAGCUGAGGGAGGAGGUCGACGAGGAGGACGACGACGAAGACGACGAGGCUCCUCCGGCGCCCGUGACGGUGGUGCUGGGCACGCUCGUGAAGGGCAAGGUGGACCAGAUGAGCCUGGAUCUCGUGCUCGACCGGCCGUUCAGCCUCUUCCACUCCGGCUCGCACAGCAUCUUCUUCUCCGGGUACAAGACGCGCGACAGCGGCGACGAUGACGAUUAUGACAUGGACGAGGACGAGUUCGACGAGGAGGACAUUGAGGAGGACGAGGAGGACGAGCUGGAGGCGGAAGACACACCGCCGCGCAAGAAGGCCCCUGCCGCCGUUGCAGCCAAGGCUGGGAAGAAGGGGGCAAGCCCGAGCAAGGACGCAGAGAUGGCAGACGCGGCCGAGCCAGCCAAGCCCGCCGCCGCUGCUGCUGCUCCUGCUGCUAAACCUGCUGCUACACCUGAGCCUGCAGCGGGCGCCAAGCGCCAAGCGGACUCCCCCGCGGCCACUCCCUCGCCUGCUCUCUCCAAGGCGCAAAAGAAGAAGCAACGCAGAGAAGCAGCCGCUGCCGCUGCCGCCGCUGGUGGUGCUGCUGCUCCUGCUGCCUCCCCUGCCGCCCCCUCUCCCGCUCCUGCCAAGGAGGCUGCCAAGCCUGCCACUCCCGCUGCCAAGCCUGCAGCAGCAGCGCCAGUAGCAGCCACACCGCCAGCAGCAGCAGCAGGAACACCGGAGCCUGGUGCCACAGCCACCCCUGCUUCAGGAGGGAAGAAGAAGGCUAUUUUCCACUGCACACAGUGCCCCAAGAAGUUCAAUGCGGAGGCGUUUUUGACGAAGCACAUGGAGACCAAGCACUCAGCUUAA